Messenger RNA from Choloepus didactylus (southern two-toed sloth), 1260 nucleotides. It is a transcript of the gene RFXANK, whose product is annotated as regulatory factor X associated ankyrin containing protein. Gene Ontology annotation, cellular component: nucleus. Gene Ontology annotation, molecular function: protein binding. Lineage: Eukaryota; Metazoa; Chordata; Mammalia; Pilosa; Megalonychidae. Gene Ontology annotation, biological process: regulation of transcription by RNA polymerase II. The transcript is spliced from 9 exons. The record is from RefSeq and is a predicted model, not a curated record. Bases 218 to 1258 code for a protein of 346 amino acids.
ACGCAGGCGCAGUGGGGGCACUCCCGGGUGGGGGCAGCGGUCGUGUAUCAAGUUGCUCUCCGUCCCGGCCGAGGAAGGCAGGGUGCUGAGGGUCCCGGCUCCAUCCUGUGCCCCCCUUCAUCCACUGGGGGAUAAAAGUUUGUGAAUUAGGCCCCCAAGUUUUGGGGGACCCCGGCUUGCGACGCAGGGGGACGGAGGAGGCUCGUGAGGAGGUUGAAUGGAGCCCCCGGAUCCGGUGGGAAGAGCUUUCCCCAUGGAGCCCACCAUCCACCCUGUAGAAGACUUCAGCCCGGCCCAGCCGCCCCCGGACCCAGACGGCUCGGACACCAUCGUCCUCAGCCUCUUCCCCUGCACCCCGGAGCCUGCAACCCCUGAAGCGGACGCGGGAGCCCCCUCACCCCAAGGCAGCUCCCUGAAGCACUCCACCACGCUCACCAACAGGCAGCGGGGAAACGAAGUGUCAGCCCUGCCUGCUACCCUGGACUCCCUGUCCAUCCACCAGCUCGCGGCCCAGGGGGAGCUGAGCCAGCUGAGGGAGCACCUGAGGAAGGGCGACAAGCUUGUCAACAAGCCGGACGAGCGCGGCUUCACCCCCCUGAUCUGGGCUUCGGCCUUUGGCGAGAUCGAGACUGUCCGCUUCUUGCUGGAGUGGGGGGCUGACCCCCACAUCCUGGCCAAGGAGCGGGAGAGUGCCCUGUCACUGGCCAGCACUGGCGGCUACACGGACAUUGUGGGGCUGCUGCUUGAGCGGGACGUGGACAUCAACAUCUACGACUGGAAUGGAGGGACGCCAUUGCUGUACGCCGUGCGGGGGAACCAUGUGAAGUGUGUCGAGGCCCUGCUGGCCUGGGGAGCCGAUCUCACCACCGAGGCAGACUCCGGCUAUACUCCGAUGGACCUCGCCGUGGCCCUGGGGUACCGGAAAGGUCUCAGGGCCCGGAGACCCCGAGGGAAGGACACGGGGUGGUGGGGCCCGAGCUCACACCUGCCGCCCGCCUGUCCCGUCUCCAGUGCAACAGGCGAUCGAGAACCACAUCCUCAAACUGUUCCAGGGCAGCCUUGUGCCCGCCGACCCCGAGUGACGGCCACCUGCUGGGGACUCAGCUACUCAGGGAACCAAAGGGUUGACCCGGAGCCGGGAGGACUCGGAACUGGGUUCAAGGGCGGCUCCCACUUCCCGACAGCGGGAAGACGCUCAGGACAGACCUGGGGGGCAUGGGAUGCUUCCGGAGAAGAACCAAUAAACCUUCUUGUGUAGAA